AUGAGGCUGCAGACCGUCUUCGUCUUGAUUCUGCCCUUCAUUCUCGUCCUCUGGGCAACCCCAGCACGAUGCUCAGCCGACUUCGACUUCUCCGCCUAUCCAGCAUCGACAAGGACAUGUCUGGAGGACGCAGCAGACGACUCGACCUGCACUGCUGACUCGGCAGACGAGGACACAAACAUGUGCCUAUGCAGCAACACGGGCAACUUCGUCCUCAGCGCGGCGGCAUGCAUAGGGGACCAGGGCGCCGACGUGUUGGCACAGGUGUACGAGCUUAUGCAGGAUGACUGCUCCGACGCAAAAACGCCCCUGACCGUGUCCGAGGCGGAGUGGUUCAUGGCUGCGAACGGGACGACAGUGACAGUGACGAGCACCAUUACGACGACGAGUGCGGGCAUCCUGACGACAUAUACCACGACGAGCACGAGCUCGCACAUCGCGAGUGAGGCUACGGCUACGAGCAGCAGCACCUCUUCUGCCGGCGGCAGCAGCAGCAGUCAGGGACCAGGCCAGGGGAUGACGGCCAGCGCAGAAAUCGGAGCCAUCACGUCGAGUGUUGCUGGAGCCCUGGCGAUCGCCUGUAUGGUGUGCAUGUUUUUCAUGUUCAAGAAGCGAAGAACGGACAAGAGGGAAAUGCGGGCAGCGCUGGAGGCGGGGAGGCGCAUUGGUGGAGGCGGGGAUAGAAGAUCCAAUGAUAAGCCGCUGCUCAGCCUGGGCGCGAUGACACCGGGCAGCAGGAGUCCACUCGGAGCCAGUUGGCGUGGGAGGAGGCCAUGGGACACAGUGGCCGUCGCCAAUAUCACAGGGAGUGGGAACUAUGGGGUCAUGGUGCCCUUCACCAGUGUCUGCAUUGGUACACACGAAUACGAUGGGAACAUACGACAGCACAACAAACACUCUUGGGCCAAUAUCGACGCUUUCACCAACAUUGUCACGCCCGCUCACUAG
Messenger RNA from Cryphonectria parasitica EP155, 948 nucleotides. RefSeq lists its product as uncharacterized. Lineage: Eukaryota; Fungi; Ascomycota; Sordariomycetes; Diaporthales; Cryphonectriaceae. Bases 1 to 948 code for a protein of 315 amino acids. The record is from RefSeq and is a predicted model, not a curated record. The transcript has 2 exons.